AUGGGGGACUCUCCCAGGUUCAUCAUCGGGCAUCACGACUCGAAGAGGCCUAUCCCGGUCACUGCGGCAACGAUACAGGAUGCCCAUGCUGCAAAUUAUGACAUGGUGACUAGCCCUAUUACAACACCUCACUUUCAUUCUCGAGUCUUGACACUGCUGUCCUCGUCGCUUUCAUCCCAUGCAGGAGGCGACAUCACCAAGAACAGGAACGCCUCGCCUGUCGUUGUGACGCCUUUAAAUCCCGCUGAUACUCCAUUGACUCCCGAUGAGUCCAUCAGUCAGAUCAUUGGUAUCACCAGUUCCUGGAUCGACUUGGGAUCACCCGACCCCAUCAUUGCAGACGUGUCUCGACAGGUCCUGCAACUGGAACUAGCAUAUGCUGCUUUCUGCGGAGUUGUCUAUGCUUUGAUACCUGGCCCACGUCUCCGAGGCCACGGUGCAUGUGAUAGUGGAAUGGCCCAGUAUGCGAGAGCUCUCGUGGAUGCUCUAGCACAAGGGCCCUAUAUGCAGCUCUAUAUAUGGUUUCCUAUGAUCGACAACUCAACGGAACAAGAGGAGCAGAUGGGUGACCUGGCUCCAUUUGCCCGACCGCAAUAUUUGGAUCAAGCCGAGGCCGAAAGCAACAGAUUGGAUUUGUUCGGGACUUGGGAAGCUUGGGACAUGAUUAGAACGAUAUGUAACUAUCCUUCUAGAUUAUGUGUAGCAUUGUCAGUACCCAAACUGCUCCCGCCUGUGCCUAUCCAGUCUCGAUGGUACUCAGAACCCGUUCGGCUCAUCACCCUAGACAAGCACGUCUUCACCGCGAACGCCAAAGGAUACCCCGUUCUGACGCGCUCUCACCAAGCAUUCAUAUGGAGAUUUACCCGACUCCGCACAGCACCAUGGUUUCUUCUUUGUGACAUUGGCCCUUGCGCGAGCAGCAUCACAAAUGGAUCAGUCGUGGAUCCAUCUACUGCCAGCAAAGCCUUUCCCACCCUCGCCCAAGCAGCAGAAUCACCUGGCCUCAAAGACCCAACUCCGCAUCUCUCAUAUAUGCGGAAUUUGCAGACCAAACAGCCUAUACAAACAGCCCUUGACCGCUUCGGCGCGGGAUACCAAGACUACCUACAAGCACCUCUUCAACCACUAAGCGUCAAUCUUGAAAGCAUCACCUACGAAGCGUUCGAGAAAGAUCCCAUCAAGUAUGCGUGGUACGAACGUGCUAUUGCCCGGGCUCUGCAUGACUGGAUUGAACAAGCCAAACCCACCUCCAAUCCUGAUGGGCGGGUGGUGGUCGCCGUGGUGGGAGCAGGUCGAGGCCCAUUAGUGACACGUGCUCUGAAAGCGAGUGAAAACGUUGGAGUCGAGAUUGACAUGUGGGUCUUAGAAAAGAACCCAAAUGCGUUUGUGCUUUUACAGCAGCAUAACGAGACGACGUGGGAAGGCCGUGUAAACUUGGUGAAGUCUGACAUGAGGACGUGGAGGGGACCGAUUCGAUCAGCAACGAAAAGUGCACCUAAUCGAAUCUAUAACACAGUGCCAGAAGAGGACGCCGACAACGAAUGGCCUAGACCAGACUUCAGCGCGACUCAGCAAUCACCUACAGGUCCCGCAACCCUCGACAUAAUCGACCCUCUCGCUACGGCACCUGAAACCACAACCCCGAUUCCUUAUAAGAUUGACAUCCUGAUAAGCGAACUGCUUGGCUCGUUCGGAGACAACGAGCUCUCUCCGGAGUGCCUUGACGGCGUGCAGCACCUGCUGAAUCCGGUGCAUGGUAUCUCCAUUCCAGCGUCAUACACAGCUCACAUUACACCUAUCGCCACGCCCAAGUUGUAUGCAGACAUCAUCCACGGCAUGAGCCCAUCGAACCCGAGUGCGACCGAAACACCGUAUGUCGUCAUGCUAGAUGCCAUUGACUACCUUAGUACGGCGACAAUGGAUACAGAUGGGCAGGUAGCAAAUUCACAACCACCACACAGUCAAGCCUCAAGCCCGAUCUCGCCGUCCGGAACAGCAGGGACACCGUACUCGAAAGCCCAUACGCGAUCCUCGCAGACUGCAUCUCCCGCUCCGGCCCAGAGUCCUCAGCCACCGACCCCAACCCCGAUAAUCCACCAAACAUGGGCCUUCCAUCACCCGAAUUCGACCCUGCCGUCUCUCACCCCCUCAACAGUGGGACCAUCCGUAACUACCGAGCCAUCGCUAUGCAACGCUCAUAACGCCCGCGUGUGCACAUUGACGUUUCCCAUCCCGAACCGUGGGACAUGCCACGGGCUAGCGGGCUACUUCGAGACCGUGCUCUACCGUGGGGUUGAACUGUCGACGAACCCGAACACAAUGGAUCACAAGAGUGAAGGCAUGAUAAGUUGGUUCCCUAUCUACUAUCCCUUGAAGAGCCCACUGUACCUGCCUGACGACUCCGAAUUGCAAUUGACCAUGUGGCGCAAGACCGACGACCGCAAGGUCUGGUACGAAUGGCUUCUCGAUGCGUAUGCCUAUCUUCCUACUUCACCUGUUCCGGCUCCUUCUCUGUCCCGGGCUCCCACGCAGAAAGCAGGCACAGAAGACAGCGGGAAGCGCAAGGAACGAGCAGCUCCGCCCAUCUCCGUCGAGCCACCCAAAGCAGGCCAGGCGAGUGCCGCGGCAGUCCGAAAGGGCAAGAAGAUCCGGAUCGGAGGCAGCGAAUUGCAUUCUUCAGAGAAGGAGGCUUGUCUGAUGUAG
Messenger RNA from Cladophialophora yegresii CBS 114405, 2703 nucleotides. RefSeq names its product protein arginine N-methyltransferase 5. NCBI's taxonomy places the organism in Eukaryota, Fungi, Ascomycota, Eurotiomycetes, Chaetothyriales, Herpotrichiellaceae. Bases 1 to 2703 code for a protein of 900 amino acids. The record is from RefSeq and is a predicted model, not a curated record. Gene Ontology annotation, cellular component: nucleus; cytosol. Gene Ontology annotation, biological process: peptidyl-arginine N-methylation; regulation of DNA-templated transcription. The transcript has 4 exons.